UGUUUCAUGACCCGCAUGUCACUCUAACUUUCACUCUCCAUCUUCUUCCUUGCACCUUUCAUGUUUAUGGCACUCUUCUUCUUCAUCAUCAUCAUGGAUCUGUCUCAUAGAAAAUCAUCAUCAUCUUCCAGCAUCCCUUUCGCACGCGCAUAAUUUCCACGAAACGCCGCGUUUCGCUGUUCACGCGCCAAUUGCGGUUCCGUCACCUAUUCUUUUUCUCACAUCUCGUCCUCUGAAACCAUGGCGCAUUGGAUCUCCUCCAAACUUAAAGCCGCAGAGAACAUUCUCCACCAGAUCGAUCAGCAAGCGGCUGAAUCGCUUCGCAAGAACGAGAGGCUUCGAUCCGAGGAGGAACCGAGCAUUGAUGCUCCCGCGAAAUCAUUGAGCAGUUUGUCACUGAAGGAUCAAUUGAAGAAGAAACCCUUUGAGAGUAAUGAAUAUCACGGAAAACUGCGCAGUGAUCCCAAUUUUAAUGGGCUUAAAGCUACAGCAAGUGCACCCAAACUAUCUCCCAAAUCUGGUCCUACCCUUACAGAUGAUGAUUGGACUGAGCUCCUAAGUGCACCUGCUCAGUCUAUAGCUUCUGCUUCUGGGGGAAAUCAUAGUAAUGGGUUACCUGCACCUCGUGGUUUGAGCAAAAAUAGUAUUAGAAAGAAGAAGGGUUUGUCUUCAGGGUUGUUGGUGUCGGAUGUGACGAGGAAUUCAAAGAGUGGUAACAAUGGUCAGAGGUCUUUGCAGAAAUCAGACUCUGCAAAAGAAGUUAAAUUGAGUGGAAAAGCCAGUGAUGAUGGGAAGGAAUCCACCUCUUCAACUUCGACGGGGAGGAGCUCGGCUGUAGAAUCGGAGAGUGAUAGUAAAUGGGGUAAAGGCCUGAAGUAUGCUGACAAUGACAGUUCUGAGAAGCCUGUGGUUGAUGAAAAGGGAAAUGAAGAAAAUGAGCACCAUGUUGAUUAUUGGGACAUUUCUCCACCAGAAUUGUUGCAGGAAGACGACAAAACUUUGGCUGCAGAAACCAUACCAGGAUUGGGGGUUGAUAAGGACCAAGAAGCUACGACUGUGGUAGACGUUGAUGGCAGUCAAAUGAGAAGUGCGGUAAAAGGGAGGCAUAAGCUUAAUUCAGUCUCUGAUGAUUUGAAAAGGGGUUCUCCCGUGGCUAGUGAUGGAAGUUCUGAUUCAGAUACAGAUUCUGGUUCAACAUCUGAUUCUGAAAGUGAACAUGAGAGGGAGGAAAGGAGGAGGAGGAGGGAAAGGAUUUUGGCUGAGAAAGCAGCAGCUAAAGCAAUAAAUGCUAUCAAAGAACGGGAGAAUAUGGUGGCCAAAUUAGAGGGAGAGAAGGAAAGUCUAGAGAAAAUACUUGAGGAGCGAGCUAAACAACAAGCACAAGAGGCUUCACAGCUUGAGAGCACUAUGAUGGAAACAAUGGAAGCAGUUGACUUAGAAAAGCAGAAACAUAAUAAUACUAGAAUGGAAGUUCUUGCACUUUUAGCUAAACUGGAGACUGCCAAUGCUGACCUUGCAAGAUCCCUUGCAUCUGUGCAGUGGAACCUUGAAGUAGAGGUUAAACAAGUAGCAGAACUCAGACAGCAAAUCACGACAAAAGAGUUGUUUCAUGAAGAGCUCAGAAGGAGAAUGAAGAAUCCUCGUCAAACUGGGGCUUUACACAAUCAACUAGCUUCAAAAGGCGUUGAGUUUGAACGGGAAAUUCUUGAGGCAGAGCACUCUUUAAUUAAUGAUAAAGUUGCACAAUUGCAGGAAAAGGCAAGGAAGCUGGAAUCUGACAUUGACAUUACAAGGAAAGAAAUAGAAGAGCCAACAGAAAUUGAAGUUGAGCUCAAGCGAAGGCUUCAACAGAUGACUGACCAUUUAAUACAGAAACAAGCAAAGGUUGAAUCACUCUCUUCUGAGAAGGCAAGUCUUGUAUUCAGAAUCGAGGCUGUGUCAAGGUUGCUGGAUGAGAAUAUGUCAGCAUCAAAUAUGAAUCCUGCCUCUUCAUCAAGUGACUUAGAAUCAGGAUUAUGGGAGCUCUCCAAUUCGAAGUUGAAGCCUAUGCUGAAAGCCAGAUAUCAUUCUGGCAAGAGACAGCUUGGAUCAUUGGUUCAACAACUAGAUAAUAUUUUUGUGACUGGUGCACUUUUCCUGAAAAGGAACUCAACUGCAAAAUUGUGGGCUUUGGUAUAUCUUGUCUGCCUUCAUUUCUGGGUGUUUUAUAUUCUAGUAUCACAUUCUGGCCCAUCAAAUGAGGGUAGAUCCGGUGCCCAGAUCUCCUUGGAGAACAUUAAUAACACUGGAGGAGUAUGAUUGUGUAUUUACUUAUGUCAUUCACCGCAGCUUUUAGGAGGCCCUCAAUACAUUGGAUAUAUUUUGUUACGCCAGAGUAUAUUAAGCACCUGCAGUGGACACGAUGUAGGAAUGCCGGUACCACACUAUGACCAGAUAUAUACAGGACUGCAUGGCUUCCUAUUUCGAUGAAUUACUUUUCUUUGACGUUGUGAAACUUCAUUGAUAUGGAGGGACUCCAUCAGAGAGGAGCAAUGUCCCGCUAUUUGUAUUGACAAAAUGGCUUUGAAUUUUGAAUGCUGAUCUAAGAUGACAAGUUUUCGUAGCAGCCUCGCAGGGAUUGUAUAAGUUUAAGUAACAAUAAGCAUUUUGUAUGUACAGAGUAGCGACAGUUGUAAUCACAGAAUAAGCCUCUCAUCAGUGAGUAACUUGAAGAGUCAUGGAUGCGACCUCUGUUGUGACCUUAGCAUUAGUAACCAGAGGUGCCCCAUGCAGUGUCGAAAUUACUAUAUCUUGAAUUUGUAGAGAAAGAAAAAGAAUCCAUUUUUUUUUAGUAUAUACACUUAUUAAAAUAUUAAUAAAUGUUUGUUCAUUUUGAAA
This is a messenger RNA of Cajanus cajan (pigeon pea), 2877 nucleotides long. It is a transcript of the gene GC2, whose product is annotated as golgin Putative 2. Lineage: Eukaryota; Viridiplantae; Streptophyta; Magnoliopsida; Fabales; Fabaceae. The record is from RefSeq and is a predicted model, not a curated record. Gene Ontology annotation, biological process: Golgi organization; retrograde transport, vesicle recycling within Golgi. Gene Ontology annotation, cellular component: Golgi membrane; Golgi cisterna.